This is a messenger RNA of Brassicogethes aeneus, 1300 nucleotides long. NCBI's taxonomy places the organism in Eukaryota, Metazoa, Arthropoda, Insecta, Coleoptera, Nitidulidae. The record is from the annotation of a GenBank genome assembly.
GUGAAAUGACAUAAACGUCAAAUUUUCAAUGUCGCCAUCUAGCUAAUUGUUGUGGAUCGAAUUAAAAACAAAUGUCUUUUUAAAUAAUUAUGCGAAAAAAAGCAAAAUGCCAUAAAAUUUCAUGUAGUAAAAUGAAAGGCGUUAAUCAAGAUAAAUGGCAGGAAUAAACUGGUAUCAGUCAAAUGACAAGUGCUCAAAUGGCACUUGCAUUACGGAGGAAAUGCAAAUUCCGUUUUAUUCUUUAUCAAAUGUACAAUUAAGAUUUUUAUGCCCUAGCGAUUUAGAUGAAGUCCGGGCCCUUUGCCAGGACUGGUUUCCUAUAGAAUACCCCUUUUAUUGGUAUGAGGAAAUUACUUCCAGUAACAGCCGAUUUUAUUCAUUGGCUGCAGUUUAUAAUCAAACAAUAAUAGGAUUAAUAGUAGCAGAAAUUAAAUCACAUGCCGACCUUAACGAAGAAGAUUCAGGGAUUCUUGCCAAAUCGAUUUCCGAUUCCGAUAUAGCUUAUAUUUUGUCUCUGGGAGUUCUCAAGCAAUAUAGGCGCAAUGGUAUUGCGUCUUUACUACUAGACUCCUUGCUAAGGCACCUUACAACUCCUGAAAGGAAAAAAGUGAAAGCAGUAUUUUUGCAUGUUCUAACAACGAAUUCAGCUGCCAUUAUGUUUUAUGAACAUAGGAAAUUUAGAUUACAUAAUUUUUUACCAUACUAUUAUUCCAUAAAAGGUAAAUGUAAGGAUGGUUUUAUGUAUGUUUUAUACAUUAAUGGAGGACAUCCGCCGUGGACUAUCUACGAUUACAUAAAAUUCAUAUGUGGUAGAGUGAUAAAAGGAGCAGGUCUCUUUCCUUGGGUGCUAGUGAAUGUAAACAAGGCGAUUCAGUGGGUUUGGAGGAACAAAACAAGUCAACAACAUGAUAACCUUUAGAAAAGCUGGAACUAGUCUGUUGCAACACCCUGUCAAUUAGGCAUUGAAGUACAAUUGUAUUAGAAUCUAAUGAAAUAAUUAAACAACCUUUAAUUUUUCGGGUGUAUUGCAAAUAAAAACGUGUAAAUAUUUGAUUAGAUACGUAAGUAUUUACAUUUAGUUAAUGUAUUCAAAGAUUAUUUCUGCAGAAAUAAGAACAGUCCUAUAGUACCUGUGUUGAAGUGUUUCAUAAAAAAUGCAGUUUAGAUUUAAUAACGUAAUUGUUUGUCUUAUUAUUGAUUUCAUUAUCCUAGAUAACCUUAUCUACUUAAAUUUUUCUACUAAACUAAAUAUAUAUACAUAUAUACUAGGGUGUCAGUAAUUUCCCAAGUUGAUUUUUUU